AUGCAAGCCAUACAUUUGCUUGUAGUGUAUAUUAUCAAUGGUUUCUAUGCAUUAGCUUUACCAAAUCGUCGUUCGCUUAAUAUUUUUACAACUCCAAGAACAUUAUCAAAUUGCACAGAAAAAUAUGGUGAUCAGCCAGCUACACCUAUUGUUUCACUAAAUAACAUCUUUACCAUUCUAAACUAUUGUGCAGAUAUAUCAGGACAUGUUAUAAGACUUGAUUUUACCGAUUCGAAUGAUGAUCCACGUCAAGCAUGUCUUCUCGUUACGUCAUUUCAAAACAUGUUACCUCUACUCGUUUGGCUUCAUCCAUCAAUAUUUCCAUCAGGAACAAUAGUUUUUACUAAUCUUUUGUCAGAAGCAUACACAGCUAAUUUAACAGGUACAGCUGAUGGUCCACUUGGUUAUCAUUUACUUUUACCAUUCGGUCGUAAUACAACUCAUGUUUAUCCUUCACCAGAUGAUCAAGGACUUGGAUGGGAUAAUUGGUAUCGAAAUUAUAAUCGAUCUGAUCCAACUUUAAAUGUUGAUGUACAAACACUUGAUUAUUUUAUAAAUCAAGUUGUCAAUGAUCAAUCAAAUAUGUUUCAUAUUGAUAAAUCUCGUGUAUUCAUGUCCGGUUGGAGUAAUGGUGCAGCAAUGGCAGUUCAAUAUACACUAAAUACACCUGGAAUAGCUGCAGCAGCUGUCUAUUCAGCACCAGAUCCUUAUCGAGAUUAUAAAGAUCCAUGUGCUCAAAUUCCUUAUCCAUCUUAUUUGACACCUGUGCGUAUUUUAUAUAAUCAAUGUGAUAUUAUUAAUAUUUGUGCGACUGGUAUGGCAUUCAUUAAUGAUUUAAAUAAACGUUAUAUGAAUAAUCUGACUGCUGAAGGUAUCAUUAUUGACUCAUUAUUGGAAAUAACUUCAACAUGCAAUUUAAACUGUACCGAUGAAUUUGGCUUAGGUUUAAUGCAGCAUUCUAGAUGGCCAACAUUACUCAAUGAUAAAAUUUUCUUUGAAUUUUUUCGACAACAUUCAUUAGUUUCAAAUAAAUAG
This is a messenger RNA of Rotaria sp. Silwood2, 1035 nucleotides long. Lineage: Eukaryota; Metazoa; Rotifera; Eurotatoria; Philodinida; Philodinidae. The record is from the annotation of a GenBank genome assembly.